Andrographis paniculata is the source of this 1891-nucleotide messenger RNA. RefSeq lists its product as uncharacterized. Lineage: Eukaryota; Viridiplantae; Streptophyta; Magnoliopsida; Lamiales; Acanthaceae. Bases 53 to 982 code for a protein of 309 amino acids. The transcript has 9 exons. The record is from RefSeq and is a predicted model, not a curated record.
GAGAGAGAGCGAGAAGUUCACACAGAACUGAAGAGCAGAAAAUCAAAAACAAAUGAUUUCUUCCAACGCGAGUAGCAAAGGCAACAGCAGCAGCUUAAUGCGUCUUACUCAGACACUUGCUCAUUCUCCAUUUCUUCCACGUGCUUCUGCUUCUCUCUCGCUCCUUCCUCACGUGCCCCUCACGUGUCCUCGCCUCUCAAUACUAGCGCCUUCCACGCGGCUCCUCAGCCAUUGCUCUGUUAUGGCCGCCGGAGAUUCUCUCCCGCCGAAAGUGUUGCCUUUCGAGCUCAAGGAUGAGGUCGAUUUUGAGCAAAUUGUUUCCCCCGACGGACUCGUUUCAGUCUGCGGCUUCGGCUCUCUUCUCUCUGAAAGGAGUGCGCGGAGUACGUUUCCGGAUUUGAUCAACUUUAGAGUCGCGAUGUUGAUGGGAUUUCGAAGAGUUUUUGCUCACGUUGCUCCUGUCUUCUUUCAACGCGGCAUAGCUAAGCCUGAAACCAAGGAGAUCUCUAGCUUGAGCGUGGAGCCAUGUGAAGGUGAAAAUCUUGUAGUGACAACAUUUGAGAUACGGAGAUCAGAGAUACCAGCUUUUAUUGAACGGGAGCACGAAUUCCGCUUUUUAGCUGUGACACCAGAAACAUUUAAUGGGCUGCUUUACACUACUCCAGCGGUACUAUGCACACGUUAUAGUGAUGAAGAAUACUUCCAUGACAGAUGCAAAGGAAGUGAAGAGAUGUUUUUUGAACGAUAUGGACGAUAUGGUAUUAAGAAGAUCUGGUUGGAUGAUAUUUUACCAUGCCGUGUUUACCUGCGCCACUGUGUAUUGGCAGCAAAGAACCUCGGUGAGGCAGCCUUCGACAACUUCCUGGAUCAUACAUUCCUUGGCGAUCGUAAAACCAGCAUCCGUGAGUACCUGGCUGCUGCAGGCUCAGGCAUUAUGGAAGAGGAGCCUCCUCAACAGCUCAAGGAACGCUAUGGUGGUUGAUCAAAAUCAAAUUGUAGUUGAGAGGAGAUUUCAUCUUGGAAGAAACUCGCGCCUGAUUGUACGUUGUGAUGGUUAAGCAUCAACUGGAAUGAUACAAAAUCUAAUGUACAACAGUAAGUUGUGACAUAUUAUUCGUUACUAACAUAAUACAUUGCGAGAAUUAUGUAUCUUUUUAGACUAUGUAUGUAAGUUGUAAGAAUAACAUAUUGGAUUGGCUAACCAAAUGAUUAGAUUGAGGAAUAGAGUUAAAAAUCCAGACUUGGAAAUGAGUUUAAUGAAUAUUGAAGCAUUAUGAGUAGAGCUCCCAAGAAAUGAAAAAUAGAUGAUUAAAUGGGAAAGUAUGACUGUCCUAUACAUCAAACCGUAUUGUGACAGACGUACUGAUCUUGGAUUGGAUUGGAUUGUAUUUUUAUUUUGAAUUCUUAAUGUAUUGGAAGAUCCAAACCCUAUUUACAGUAGAGCUACAUAGAUAGAUACACACACACACACACGUAUUUAGAUAGCAUUAAUUAAACAUAUAUGUAUGUAACAGUUCCAAUAGUACUCUCUCCCCAUUGGUAAAUAAAUAAAUAAUAGUAAGUGGAGUGGAAUUGAAUUGAAGGCAGUAGCAACAGCAGCAGCAUUAAAACCCAACCCCAAGUACCCAACCCACCCGCUGCUCUGUUCUGUUCUGUUAUCUUCCUUAACUGCCUGCCUGCCUGCCUACCCAUCCACCCACUCCACCCACAUUAACAUAACAUUUAACAUUUACCAGCACUGGUCAGUCAUUGAAUGAGUGAACGAGGCAAUCCUUUAGUAUAGUAUAGUAUAAUACUAGGAAUCUCUGAGGGCCAUUUCAUUUCAUCGUUUAUUUAUUUUCUUAAUAAUGAUAUGACGAUAUGGUGACGAGCGAGGGGGAAGCAGCAGCAG